Culex quinquefasciatus (southern house mosquito) is the source of this 2858-nucleotide messenger RNA. RefSeq lists its product as uncharacterized. The coding region runs from base 767 to 2164 and encodes 465 amino acids. The transcript is spliced from 3 exons. The record is from RefSeq and is a predicted model, not a curated record. Lineage: Eukaryota; Metazoa; Arthropoda; Insecta; Diptera; Culicidae.
GCAUAGGGCUUUAGUACCCAAUUUAAGCAAAACAAUGUAAAUGAGCCACCUCGACAUUGGCCCAUUGAUUUGCUAUAAUUCAUGAUCAAUGUUCUGAUCGAGGUUCUGAUAAGCCGAUAAUAGAAAUGGGCCGAGAAAGGGUAUUUUUUCCCUAACUCAACGAUUUUUGGAGUUUCAAAAACUCAAUGAGUUUAGAUUUUGUAUUGUUCAUAAGAGUUGAACAUAACUUGUAUUGCUUUUUCUAUUUAACUUUUUUGUGCGAGUCGGAAUUUGUGUAAAAAACAUUAAAUAAAAAAUCAAAUCGUUACAACUCAGUUAAGUGCGCAAUAUAUGCACGUGUGGUAACCCUACGCCACAAUCGUGGUACCCCUCGGUUGAGAAACGUCAUCUACGAUUCUGCCAGACCUGUGUAAUACUGAACUUUGGAAAUACACUUUCUUCUUGUGUGACACCUCGAACAACGCAGACGUCUUUCCCGUUUCUUCCCUCCGAAAUACUGACUUGUUUCAGUGGCGACGUAGGAAAAGUGAGUUGGAAGUUUAGCGGCGUUCCUGUUCUUGGCCGGGCUUUUGCCGUUUGUUUCCUGGAUUUUUUUUCCGGAUUAUCCCCGGCGGAACGGACUUCAGUUUCGGUAGAGGACGGUGCGUUUGUGGACAUCGGGUUUUGGAGAAGACGUGUAGCAGCGUUUGGACGUUUUGCGGGUUUCCUGCGUGGUUUUUUCAACGAGGUUUUGACGGGUGAAGUAACCUGAAAACUACACUCCAAGAUGCCUUUCAACAUCGAGCCUUUCAUCCCGGGCACGGUUCCAUUCUCGCAGUUCCUGGAACAAUUGGAAUGGGUGUUUGCGCAUCACAAAGUGACAGAAGACAAGGACAAGAUGACGUCGUUCAUGGCAGCAUGCAAUCGUGAGGUUUACAAGGAAAUAAAACGUUUGUUUCCAAGUAAGGACCUCAAACAGCUUACGUUCAAAGAAAUCACCGACGCCUUGUUGAAGCGCUACGAUAAGCAGGUUGCCGGUUUUAUCCAGCGGUUCCAAUUUUACAACCGCAAGCAAGGGCUGUACGAAUCGGCGGAAGAUUUUAUUCUGGAUGUCAAACAGCACGCGGAGCUGUGCGAUUUUGGUGCUUUUAAGGACGUUGCGAUCCGCGACAGGCUGAUCUGUGGGAUGGCUGACUCCGUGUUGCAGGAGAACAUGUUUGACGAGGACGAUUUGUCUCUUGCCCGAGUCGAGAAGUUAAUUAUGAACCGUGAAGCCAACAACGCGAGGAAGAAGCUGAUUUCUGGUGAAUCGAGGCGCGCAAGUGUGUUGAAUCGACUGGGUCGACGUGAUGGUGCCGCCCCGGAUAACAGGAAUCGAUCUCGCAGCAGAGGACGCGAUCUGCGGGGACGGAGUCGGAGUCGUUCUGGUUCGUUUGACCGCAGAAAGCGUGAAGCAUCUAAGAAAAAGUUUUUCUGUACGUUUUGCCGUCGUAAUGGCCACUCCAGAUCUUACUGCUACGAUUUGCCCAAGAACAAGAAGCAUGUGAAGUUUGUUGAUGAGCAGCCAGCAGCGAAGCAGCAGUCGGCUAGUCAACAAAAACAAUCGCGCGACAAGUUUAACCGGUCGUUUACUGAUGAUGAGUGCGACAUGCAGUGUUUAAGCAUCGCAUCGGUAAACAAAGUCAACGAGCCGUGUUUUAGAAAGGUUGUUGUUGCAGGAUUGUUGUUGUCGAUGGAGGUUGACUGUGGUGCGGCUGUCUCGGUGGUUUGCUGGUCUACUUACAAGCAGAUGUUUAACCACAUUCCGUUAGAGAAGUGUAAUAAGAAGCUCGCGGUUAUCAACGGCAGUAGUUUGAAGGUCGAGGGGCAGUUUUCUGUCCUGGUGGAAUUAAACGGCAAACGACAGACAGUUUCUCUGAUUGUUUUGAGAAGUUUCAACGAGUUUGUACCUCUGUUAGGUCGUGAUUGGUUGGACGUUUUCUUCCCUGGAUGGCGCAACACGUUUGGAGAUACCUGCCAGGUGAAUCAACUAGCGACUGCGGCGGACCAAGUUUUAGCUGAUGUUGAAAAUAUCCCUCGCUGGUCGUACGUAUCUCGCUCAUCGCAAUCAGCUGAAAGAAGCGCCGAAGGAGGACAGUCGGCGGAAGUGCGUGUUCACGACACGAAGCGAGCGCCGAGGAUCUAAGAGGGGGAGAGAGCAGUACGGUGAUGCUGAUUACGAAGAUGGAGACGAUAGUUUUUACGGAUUCGCUGCGGAUUCGAGUAUUUUCGCGGACGAUUCGCACGCCAUGGAUGUUGAUGUCGAUCGUGAGGUCGAUUUGGAGUGUGAACGUGCGGAAGAAAUUUCAAGCGAUCGGCGGUCGAGCGUUGAUUCCCAGUUUGAUAAUGAUCCCGUCGAAGGCACAUCCACAAGGCGGCUCCCGGAUCACUUAGUUCCAUCAUUUGAUAAUCGCGUUUUGCGUCGAUCGGCGCGAUCGAAAAGAUAUAAGAAAGAUUCAAAUUUUGUCUACUAUUAGGUUUUUUUGAUAUCUUGUUGAAUUGUUGGUUGAAUUGUUUAGAUAUUUUUUCCUAAUAGAGUGCUUUGAUAAGUUGUCAGAUUGUAUGAUAAUUGUUAGGUUUUUUUGAUCUCAUCGGAUUAGAGUUGAGUUUUUGAAUAGAUCUUUUUUGCCUAAUAUUUGAAAAAGAGUGUAUAUAGAUUUUGUUUUGUUGUUUUCGAUAAAAUGAAGAAUUGUUAUCAAAAACAUGUAGGGGUGAGAACUGUGGUAACCCUACGCCACAAUCGUGGUACCCCUCGGUUGAGAAACGUCAUCUACGAUUCUGCCAGACCUGUGUAAUACUGAACUUUGGAAAUACACUUUCUUCUUGUGUGACACCUCGAA